AGUAACCACCUGGGGGGAUUUCAAACAGACGGUACGUGUGCGUUAGUAUUAGCCUGGAUAUUACCCUAGCUCGUUAUAUCACGCGUGUGGAUAGCUAUCGAGAGAGUGUACGACAUGUUGUAACCAGGUGUUUGGGAAUGAUUUACCUCAUCAGUGGAAGGAGUAUUCAGACCAGCACUCCACACUGGUGAUAAGGACAUGGGACUCCUCUUGCCAGCUUCCAGCAGGUUCAGUACAAUUGACAUCCUAAUCAGCAGCACUAAGGAGGAACCUUGGUUUUGUUUAUUACCUCAUUACCACAGAAACAUCACUGUCAAAAGCUGAAGGUGGGCAUAAACGAUCGCAUUGCACUAUUGAAAGAGCAGGGAGAGUUCUCUUGGUAUACUGGCCAACGUUGUUCCCUCCUCAAACAUCACCAAAAACAGAUUAACCGGCCAUUCAUCACAUUUGCUGAUUGUGCACAGCAACACUCCACAAUGUGGAUGUCACAUUUGCUCUUUAGAAGUCCCGAGCGCAUGGGAUACUGUCACCAAUUGCACUGCCCCUCUGCGGCCAUGGUUGUCAUUGACUAAUUCAUCAGGAUCAAACCUGGGAUCAUCCUGAGUUGUAUGACUUGUCAAUUCAGGCAGAAGGUUCCAUGUUUUUGGUAGAAUGCAGAGUAAACUUGUUUAAUGAGGAUGUCUGAUACUAGUAUUAUAAAAGAAGAAGCUGAAGCAAUGAGGGCUAAAGAGAAAUCCCUUAAGCAGUCAACAUUAACAGAAAGCCUGGUAAAAUCAGAAAGCCAUGAACCAAAGGCGGUAGAAAAGGAUGAAAGCUGUAUGGAUAACAGAAUUGACUCUCAGAGACAAAUACAAAGUCUUGGACAGGCGGGGAAAAGGUCAAAGUCAAAUGCAAAGUUAAAGCUAGUAAGGAGCCUGGCUGUGUGUGAAGAGUCUUCUCCUCCGCCCACAGCUGAUGUUCCACGGGAUAAUCAGGAUAAAAUUCAGCUCCAGUUAACACAAGCAUUUGAUAAAGAAGAGCAGACCAUAAAAGAUGAAGCUGAAAAGGAAGAAUGCACAGACAAACCAGAUAAACUGCAUAAAAAAAUGUUAUCAAGAGAUUCCAGCCAAGAAUACACAGAUUCCACUGGAAUAGAUCUUCAUGAAUUUUUAGUAAAUACUUUGAAAAAUAAUCCCAGGGAUAGAAUGAUGUUGCUGAAGUUAGAACAAGAAAUUCUGGAUUUUAUCAGUAAUAACAAUAUUCAAUAUAGGAAGUUUCCUCCAAUGACCUCCUACCACAGGAUGUUGUUGCACAGAGUAGCUGCAUACUUUGGCUUGGAUCACAAUGUUGACCAAACAGGAAAAGCUGUGAUUAUAAACAAAACUAGCAACACAAGAAUACCUGAUCAGAAGUUUUGUGAACAUAUAAAAGAAGAUACAACUGAUGAUUUUCAGAAGAGGUAUAUCCUUAAACGAGAUAACUCGAGCAAUGACAAAGAUGAUAACCAAAUACGUAUCAGAUUGCGGGAUGAUAGAAGAAGCAAAUCAAUAGAGGAGAGGGAAGAGGAAUAUCAGCGGGUCAGAGAUAGGAUAUUUUCUCAAGAUUUAUCAUUCUCCCAGGACAAUUACUUUACAGAUAAAAGAAUUCAAGAAGAAGAAACUGCUACUAGCACACAACAAAGGCGACAAAUAUUUAGAGGAAAUAAGGAUGGAACGGGGAGAUCCUCCAAUAGUCGUCAGAGCAGUACUGAAAAUGAGCUAAAGUGGUCAGAGCCACGCCCUUGGAGCAGUACAGACUCGGAUAGCUCAAACCGCAACCUGAAACCAGCAAUGACAAAAGCUAGCAGCUUCAGUGGAAUUUCUGUACUGGCAAGAGGUGAUAGCUCUGGUAGCAGCAAAAGUACAGGCAGGCUUUCAAAAACAGGUUCAGAGUCUUCUAGUAGUGUAGGGUCAUCCACGGGUUCCCUCUCUCGCACCCAUCAACCUCUUCCAGUCACAGCUAUGAGCCAGACUCAUGGUGUGCCAGCCGUCUAUUCAGCUGUCAACACUAGUAAUUCUCUUUCCUUUGAUGGUGGCAUGAGUGGGCAAGUGAUUCCUACUAGCACUAGCUUCUUUUUGCUUCCCUUGGAAGCUGCAGGCAUACCACCUGGCAGUAUUCUCGUGAACCCUCAAACAGGGCAGCCAUUCAUGAAUCCAGAUGGUACGGCAGUAGUGUAUAAUCCGCCUCCAGCCCAGCAGACUGUGAGGAACCCUUUGGCUGGCCCUGCACAGCAACCACCUGUUCCACAACAGCAGCAAGUAGUAAAUCACAUCCUUUCUCAGCCAAUUCGGGCUCUGCAGUCUUCUUCACAGCCUAUCCAGUACUCUGCGGUCUCUUACCCACCUCAACUCCUGCCAGUAUCACCCACCCAGCAAUACACUGUGCAAGAAAGCCUUGGGGCCCAGUUUAGCCAGAUGAGCCUUGGCCGUCAGCCAUCUGCUGAAGCUCCAGAUACCCACACUGCCAUAUUCCCAUCAUCUGUGGUGCUUCAGCCACAACAGCAACCUGGAUUUAUCAUGGCAUCUCCAGGACAGCCACUCCCUACUUCUAGCUAUUCUGCCUCUGGUCCUUCGGUUAAUCAACAGGUGCUUCAACAACAGGGAUAUAUGCAGCAGCCUAUUCAGCAGCUGUCUAGUUGUUACUGUGCUCCAGGUCAGUAUCCCCAUUCCAAUCAGCAGUAUCGACCUGUAGCCCCUAUCCAUUACAACACUCAGCAGAACCAGCCAUUGUCACAAACUGCCCAGCAAACAGGUUUUCAAACCGUGAUGUCAAGUCAGCAGCAGAGCUAUCAGGGCUUGGUUAGUGUUCAGCCUCAAAAUCAAAAUGUUGUGAGUGGCCAACAUAACAGUAUGGGCAAUCAGAUGCAAGGCAUGAUGGUCCAGUAUCCUUCAAUGCAGUCCUAUCAGAUAUCAUUGACUCCAGGCUCCCAAGGAAUGGGUCAGCAGUCCUAUCAACAGCCAAUUCUAAUUCCAAGUCAUUCAAACCAAGGGCCUUUGCCUUCUGCAGGAAUGCCAGUCUAUUACAGUGUUAUCCCACCAACUCAACAGAAUAAUAUGAGUUCAUCAGUAGGUUAUCUGCAGCCUCCAGGAACGGACCAGAUGCAGUUUCCUCGGCCAUCUUCCCCAUGCAACUCUCAACAGCUACCAAGCCAGCAGUGUGCAGCUGUUGUGUCACCACAUGGUAGUGGAAUGCUUAUGAUGCAGCUUAGCAUACCUAACAACCCUCAUCCACGGGCUCAUUCUCCACCUCAGUGGAAGCAAAAUAAAUAUUUCACCGUCGACCAGAGAGGACACAAAUCUGCAGAAUUUAACAAUCCAGAGAUUACCACACAGAGCAGUCCACAGAUAGGUAGUCCUGCUGUAUCUCCAGCCCAAUCUCCGGCACCACAACCAAUGACGACUAUAAAAAAUGUCCGCACUGGAUUAGGACCCCUUCCAUUAUUGGCACAGUUUCCUCGACCUAUGGUCCCUGGACAAGAUGCUGCCCAUCACCAUCCUAGUUCCAGGACCUCAACAAGCAUCAUCCUAGAUUCCUUUGAGCAGGGAAGUGGCCAUGGAUAUGACUGGAGUGGCUUCACCUCACCACCAAGAGGAGAUGGGCGUUAUCCUUUGCUUGGCCAGCCUUUGCAAUACAAUGCUCCAAUCCGUCCUCUUCUACAUGGGCCGCAUAUAGUCUCAACACAACAGGGUCAGAAUUUAAGUAGGCAUGGAGGAAGAGGAAAGAAACAGACAAGGAAAGCAGCAUCAACAGACCUUGGCGCAGGAGAACCUGUUGUCAGCAGAGUGCUGGAGGUGACUGACCUGCCAGAGGGAAUUAGUCGUACAGAAGCUGAUAAACUUUUAAGUGAACUCUUUAAAGCUGGUGCCAAGAUUCGAUGGUUGCGAGACACUCAACCACAUUGUGGUGGUAGUGGCGAUAGUAACACAAAUACAGAACACUCAAAACCUUCUAGUGACUUGGCAUCCAUGUACACAAUCAUAGCGAUAUUUCCUUCAAAACCAGCUGCUCAGAAUGCAUUGUUGAAACAAAGUAACUCCAGCAAAUUCAAACUGAGAACAAGCAAGAAGCACUACGAUUUUCACAUUAUGGAAAGGGCUAGUUCUCAGUAGUAAAUGCUGCACUGGACUUGCAGUCUCUUCCACUGUUUUUCCCUCUUCGAUUGGGCUUGUAUAAUGGUUUCUGUUGACGUAUAGACUCCUGGAACGUUGGUGUUUUAUGACCUAACAAUUGAAGAAAACCAGUGAUCCAGCAAAAAAGGCGAUGAGUUUCCUAAUUUAUGUUCACCGUUGUCACAACAAAGUAUCUGAGCAUAUCACAAAGCAGCAUCUUUAUAUGGAGAAUGCUGUAGAACCACAGUACAAAUUUUAUAGCCUUUUUGUUUUAUAUUUGUGAAUCUUGUAUCCAAUCCAGAGCUCCAUUGUACAGCAACUCAUGUCGAUACCAUCAGCCAAUAAUUACUCGCCUUAACAGGUUUUUACCCAGCACAACCAGCAAAAUACGAAUUUGCCUAAAAAAUCAAAUAAACUAAUUUGGAGAAGCCCGAAGUAGUGGGAAUGAAGUGUUUCAUUAUCUUCCUUGGCUGGUCACUAGUGAUCUACAAAGAAGAAUGUGUGAAAAUAAUGCCUUUAGAUGAAGCCUGAAGAUUUUGCAGUUUGACACCUUGGAUACAAUGAGUUUGACAAUUUGUCAGCAGUCCCUAUUUUAAGUCAACUUCAGACUCAAUAAUUGGGCUCGUAAAUUUAUUUGUGUGGACAUUUUUUUUUGUUGUUUUGAAGCCCCCCCGAUUGCAAUGUUUUUGUGUUAUUUCUUAAAUGCUGGACAUUUGUUAGAAAGUUUAAGUGUUUUAAGUUCACCCAAUAUUGAGGAUCACUGGACAUCAAUAUAAUUGUUACAUUAUUGACAUACAAACCUAUGAUUUUUCGGUUGUGUGUAAAUCCUGCCAGGCUGUACAAUGUGUGCUGAUGCAAGUUUUUUUCCCCCCUUUUUCAGUUCAAGGAAAAAAAUAAAUGUUUACAAAUAUAUAAAAA
This is a messenger RNA of Carcharodon carcharias (great white shark), 5045 nucleotides long. RefSeq names its product R3H domain-containing protein 1-like. The transcript is spliced from 30 exons. The record is from RefSeq and is a predicted model, not a curated record. The coding region runs from base 672 to 4127 and encodes 1151 amino acids. Lineage: Eukaryota; Metazoa; Chordata; Chondrichthyes; Lamniformes; Lamnidae. Gene Ontology annotation, molecular function: nucleic acid binding.